Messenger RNA from Anguilla rostrata (American eel), 3129 nucleotides. RefSeq names its product transcriptional-regulating factor 1. The transcript is spliced from 12 exons. The record is from RefSeq and is a predicted model, not a curated record. Gene Ontology annotation, cellular component: transcription regulator complex; histone deacetylase complex. The coding region runs from base 803 to 3112 and encodes 769 amino acids. Lineage: Eukaryota; Metazoa; Chordata; Actinopteri; Anguilliformes; Anguillidae. Gene Ontology annotation, biological process: negative regulation of DNA-templated transcription; regulation of transcription by RNA polymerase II. Gene Ontology annotation, molecular function: transcription corepressor activity.
UUACAGGACUGUAGUUAUGCGGCAUAACGCAAAAUAUCCAGCAGAGGGAUCUUGCUGGUCACAUAAAUCUCCCGCGGCUCUUUAGUUAUAUCUUUAAAUGGACAGCACAGCUGAAUUGUGCCGUUGAUAAAACCCAGAAUUUCCUGUCUUCAGUGUGAUCUAUUGCACUUUUCUCUGCAUGUGCGUCUUCAGAAGGAAAAGUGAAAGCUACUCGAAAAGAAGAAAAGGAUGACAGAAUAGAUUGUGGUCAUAUUCAGGAAGCCUCAUCGCACAGAGAGAGGACAGUGAUGGUCAUGGCAGGAAGUCUGAAUACUCCAUCAUGAAGCAGGGUAAUCGUUCACACACACCUGGAAGCACAGCCCUGUCCUGCCUUGUCACGCCCUGCCACGCGCUGUCCCUCCCCACCCCCCUCAAGAUCUGACUAUGGUCUGCCAAAGACAGAAAGCCAGCAACUCAGUAGCAGUGUUCAGUGUGUCACUGUAACAAUCUCUGUAACAGUGUUCAAUGUGUCACUGUAACAAUCUCUGUAACAGUGUUCAGUGUGUUUCUGUAACAGUGUCUGCAACAGUGUUCAGUGUGUUUCUGUAACAGUGUCUGUAACAGUGUUCAGUGUGUUUCUGUAACAGUGUCUGUAACGGUGUUCGGUGUGUCACUGUAACAAUCUCUGUAACAAUGUUCAGUGUGUUUCUGUAACAAUCUCUGUGACAGUGUUCAGUGUGUUACUUGAACAGUGUCUGCAGUUUCAUAUCUGUAUGAAAGAUGAUCAACUCUGUUUUCUAAGCAGAACAUCCAGGUGUUCAGUAUGACAGAGCAGCCAUUCUACCCAGCCCCGCCCACCAUGGGGUACCUGGAUGGCAACUAUUUCCCACAGCAUGACCCCACAGCACUGUGCCACAGCUAUCUGUCCACUGGGGGCUCCACUGAGCUGCAUCAGUCAUCCCCACCCUUCUACCCCAGCUUCUCUACCCCUGAGAGCCCCUAUGCUACUGGAGUAGCCCCACCCCCACCCGGGAGCCCAUUGCUCAGGCUUGCUGGGAAAUCUGCAGCUCCUGUGUGGGACUCCCAGCCUGCAGGGGGCACCCUGGCGCAGAGUAAGAGCGGCCCCAGAGAGGGUUACCAGCUCAGUGCCCUGCCCCAGGGCGGCAGUGCCCUGCAGAGGCUGGACUCCUUCUCCAGCGCCUUCGCCAGUCACAAUCUCUGCAUGUUCCGAAGCUCCGCCCCCAGUCUGGACAUGCCCCUCCCUUUCUGUCUGACCACACCCUCUGAUGUAUUCCUUCAGCAGCUCCUAACCCACAGACCCCAGCAAACAGAGAUUCAGCCAAUGGGGGCCCAGCAGACAUGCCCAGAGUUGGAGUCUGAGCAAAUGAGCAGCUGUGACCAGAGACAUACCCUCAGUGCACAGGAUGCUGUACAGCUGCCGCAUGGAUACCUGCUGCAGGAACAGUACUGCCCCCUGCAGCAGCACCAGGAGAUGAACUACCUCCUGUAUUCCGGCCCAACAGCAAACCCUGCCACUCAAACCUCAAACCCCUCCCACUCAACAGCAAUCUCCAUCCCCCAAAACUCAAACGCCUCCCACCCUACAGUUAACUCCAUCCCCCAAACCACAAAUCCCACCCAAACACACAAUGACUCGGCACACCCAUUUGCUAACCCCGCCCAUCAGAACACCCACUCCACCCAACUGUCUCCACCCUUCUCCUCCUCAUACAGUCAGGUCUGUAACUUCCAGCUCUAUUCUCAACCUGACCCUGCCCCCUCAAUCCCGCGCACUCACUUUUACUACCAGAACCACCACCAAAACCAAAACCAGAACCACCACCUGAACCAGAACCAGAACCACCAGCAGACUCCUCAGCCAAGCAGUUUCCAAGCACAGCAGCAGGUGCAGAUGCUGAAGGAGUCUGAGCCCCUCUCCUGCGAGCAGUCCUGCUCCGACUCCAGGUGCCCCACCCAGCUCUGCCCCGCCCUGCUUAGCCCUGCCCAUCUCAGCCCUGUGGAUCCAAACCCCUCCUUCUGCCAGCCACACCCCCUGCUUGCAGCCGCCACUCACAGCCCGCGGCACCAGAAUCUCAGGUCAGAGAUGGACUUCCAUGGUGCCGCCCAGCCCCAGUGCUGCUCGCCCAGCGCCCCCCAGUGGCGGCAGGUGUUCUCAUCAGUCCCGGAGCAGGAACUGUAUCAGGAUCACAGUGUGCUGGUGAAGCUGAUGGAGACAGACGUCCCCAGGCUGCUGUGCUCUCUAUGUCAGAAGGAGUUUAAGAGUCUGCCGGCUCUAAAUGGCCACAUGCGCUCUCACGGGGGCGGGGUCCCGCUCAAAACGCCAUUAAAAAUGGGGUGUGGCUCAGGGGCGGGGCCGGAGAAGAGGAGCCGUUCCCGCUCUGUGCCACUCAUCAGCGCCUCCUCCAAUGGCGCGGUGCUGUUCCAGAGCCUGCUGCGCUCACCCGCCCUGCUGGGACAGGCCCCGCCCUACACUCCGCCCCCCAUGCUUUGCCCCACCCGCCACGGCUCUGGGCUGUUCAACAACAUCUGCCCAGGAGCCCCGCCCCCUGGUACAUCUCCCACCCUCUCCCCCCCUCGAGUACUGCUCACCAGGACCAGUAGCUUGGACAGCAGCGUUAAAAGGGAGAUUAUGAGCUCCGAAGAGAAGCUGGUGCAGAUCAAGCCGCAGAUCAAUAUUGGGCUGCAGUUCCAGGCUGUGAUUCCUGAGCUGCAGAGACUGUCCCACAUAGACAGGGAUUCCCAAAAGGCCCAACUGCUCUGGUCCCCCCAGGGGGUCCAGGAAAUCCCAACCAAGCAGAGAGUAGAUGCCUUGUUGAACAUGGCAUGCUCCAGCAUCCUGCCCGGAGGCGGGACUAACACAGAGUUUGCUCUCCACUGCCUGUUCGAGUGCAGGGGAGACCUCCUGGCCACACUAGACAGGCUGCUCAUGCAGAAACCUGUGAGACACAAGUCUAACCCCUUAGCAUGCUACCACUACGCAGGAUCUGAUAACUGGACGCUUGUGGAGAAGAAACAGCUGAACAGAGCCUUUAUCCUGCACAAUAAGGACUUCUUCCUCAUACAAAAAAUGGUGAAGACUAAGACUGUCUCGCAGUGUGUGGAGUAUUACUGACAGUGAGGUGUGUUACA